AAGCCUUUGAUUUGACCUGACAAAAGAAGCCCCCGCAAACACCACUCUACACUAACUGCACUGUCUCUCUCCCAAGCAGGCGCAUUGGCUUCCAGCCUUUUCCGUCCGGUGUCUCCCUCCCUCCCUUCUCUCUAAUGAUAGCUUAGAGAGAGAAGGCUAGCUCCAGUCUCCCUCCUCCUUUCCCUCUUCCUCCCAAAACCCUUUUCCUCUUUCUCUCCCCCCAAGAACUUCACCUCAACUCCAAACCAUCCCCUUUUGCGCAGGAGCUCGGGGACAGUGGGCGGAGAGCUCGAUCGCUGCACCACUACAUCACUGGAGAUCCACCCACUCUCAUGGAGGAGAUCACCCACCACUUUGGCCUUGGCGCAAGCGGCCACGGCCAGCAGCAGCAGCACCACCACCCAUGGGGUUCCUCCCUCAGCGCCGUCGUCGCGCCGCCACCACAGCCGCCGCUGAGCGCCGGUCUGCCGCUCACCCUGAACACGGCGGCCACUGGGAACAGCGGCGGCAACCCGGUGCUGCAGCUGGCCAACGGCGGUAGCCUGCUCGACGCGUGCGUCAAGGCGAAGGAGCCCUCCUCGUCGUCGCCCUACGCCGGCGACGUCGAGGCCAUCAAGGCCAAGAUCAUCUCUCACCCUCACUACUACUCCCUCCUCGCCGCCUACCUCGAGUGCCAGAAGGUGGGGGCGCCGCCGGAGGUGUCGGCGAGGCUGACGGCGAUGGCGCAGGAGCUGGAGGCGCGGCAGCGCACAGCGCUCGGUGGCCUCGGCACCGCGACAGAGCCGGAGCUAGACCAGUUCAUGGAGGCGUACCAUGAGAUGCUGGUGAAGUUCAGGGAGGAGCUGACUAGGCCGCUGCAGGAGGCCAUGGAGUUCAUGAGGAGGGUGGAGUCGCAGCUCAACUCGCUCUCCAUCUCCGGCAGAUCGCUGCGCAAUAUCCUUUCCUCUGGCUCUUCUGAGGAGGAUCAAGAAGGCAGUGGAGGAGAGACAGAGCUCCCUGAAGUUGAUGCUCAUGGUGUGGACCAGGAGCUCAAGCACCAUCUCCUGAAGAAGUACAGUGGCUACCUGAGCUCGCUCAAGCAAGAACUGUCAAAGAAGAAGAAGAAAGGGAAGCUCCCCAAGGAGGCUCGCCAGCAGCUCCUUAGCUGGUGGGAUCUGCACUACAAAUGGCCUUACCCCUCGGAGACUCAGAAGGUGGCCUUGGCGGAGUCGACCGGCCUUGACUUGAAGCAGAUCAACAACUGGUUCAUCAACCAGAGGAAGCGGCAUUGGAAGCCAUCGGAGGAGAUGCACCACCUGAUGAUGGACGGGGGGUACCACACAACGAACGCCUUCUACAUGGACGGCCACUUCAUCAACGACGGCGGGCUGUACCGGCUCGGCUAGCUCCGUCAUCGCUUCCAUUUCCCACCACGACCUAGCGAGUCUCUUCCGUGUCUGAAGAACUGAAGACUUGGCUAGCUAUCUAGUGUUGUAUGCCGGAUGCACGAGCCGUAAGGAGGCUGCGCUUAAUUAUUCUGUUCCCGUUGCCACUAUGUAUUCUUAUGCUUAUGCAUGAACUUGCUUUAUGUGCUGCUCCACAAUGUGCUGUACUGCUUAUGCGUGACCUGACAUGGAUCGUUGAUUGCUACAUGUUUGAAUAAUUUGCAUGGUCUAGCUAGUUUAUGUCUGCUCUGAUAA
This is a messenger RNA of Phragmites australis (common reed), 1679 nucleotides long. RefSeq names its product homeotic protein knotted-1. The record is from RefSeq and is a predicted model, not a curated record. Gene Ontology annotation, molecular function: DNA binding; DNA-binding transcription factor activity, RNA polymerase II-specific. The coding region runs from base 333 to 1385 and encodes 350 amino acids. Lineage: Eukaryota; Viridiplantae; Streptophyta; Magnoliopsida; Poales; Poaceae. Gene Ontology annotation, cellular component: nucleus. Gene Ontology annotation, biological process: regulation of DNA-templated transcription. The transcript has 5 exons.